This is a messenger RNA of Scedosporium apiospermum, 1695 nucleotides long. RefSeq lists its product as uncharacterized. Gene Ontology annotation, cellular component: P-body. Lineage: Eukaryota; Fungi; Ascomycota; Sordariomycetes; Microascales; Microascaceae. Gene Ontology annotation, biological process: cytoplasmic stress granule assembly; P-body assembly. Bases 1 to 1695 code for a protein of 564 amino acids. Gene Ontology annotation, molecular function: mRNA binding. The record is from RefSeq and is a predicted model, not a curated record. The transcript has 4 exons.
AUGUCCGAAUAUAUAGGAUCGCGAAUUUCGCUCAUUUCCAAGAGCGAUGUCCGCUACGUUGGUAUCCUCAACGAGAUCAACUCCGAGCAGUCGACCGUUUCGCUUGAAAAUGUCAAGUCGUAUGGCACUGAAGGUCGUCGGUCUCGACCUGAGGAAAUCAUCCCUCCAUCGGACCAAGUCUACGAAUACAUCAUUUUCCGAGGCAGUGAUGUCAAGGACCUUCGAAUUGAGCAACAACCCGUGAAGGAGACCAAACCUGCCGCCGUGCCGAGUGAUCCCGCUAUUCUUGGUGCACGCCCUCGAGAAGCUCCCCAAGCUCAACCCCAAGAGGCGAACAACCAAAGGCCUAAUGUACCUGGCCCUGCCGGUGGCGCACCGGGAUUCCCACAGCCCGGUCCCCCUCCCUUUAACAACUAUUAUGGGCCCCCUCCUGGAUCGUGGGGUCGAGGCGGUGGCCCCGGCCCUGCUCCCGGCCCCGGUUUUGGCAACAUGCCAUAUCCUCCUCCGCCUGGUUGGUUCCCUCCGGCCCAAGGCUUCCCGCCCGGUCCCGGCGGUCCCGGACCUGGCCCUUGGAAUGCCAACUACCCCUUCCCUCCCGGUGUUCCUGGUCCUGCGGGCCCUCCUGCUCAGGUCCAAGCUCAGGCUCAGGCCCAGGGCCAAGCCCAAGCUCAAAAGAGCCGAAGAACCCCAGUUGGUACACCGGGAACUGAGGGAAAGCCUGCCGCUGCCCCUGGCAAACAGGACCAACCUCCUCAGGCUAGCCAACAACCUCCAACUGAGCCGAAGUCGCUCGGUCAGGGUGCCCCGAAGGCUCCCACAGCUCCCACCCCAUCGCAGGACGCCAAGGCCCCGAAGCCUGCCAUCCAAAAGGCUCAACCAGAGUCGAUUCCCACUGGCCCAAAGAACAACCGCGUGGCGCCUGUGAUUCCCGCCGUACCCAAGCCAUUCCAGGUCCCUGCUAGCAUGGCUGGAGCUGCGGCUUCUAGCAGCAAGUCCACAGCGCCAGCUUCCAACGCCAAUGUCCAGGAUGCUACUGAGGCGGCCAAGGCAGCCGUCGCUCUAGCUAUGGCUAAGAUGGAGGCGGGCAACAUCCACGUCCCGCAGCAACAGAGCAGUGGUGCCAUGGAUAACCUGACAAAGAAGGUUAAUGAGAUGCGCGUGCAUGCAGUACGUGCCGGCCAUACCGGUCGCGGUCGUGGUCGUGGUGGGCGCUCUGGCCCUAGCAAGAUCGAGGUCCCUGAUGCGGACUUCGACUUUGCAUCAGCGAAUGCCAAGUUUAACAAAGAUGACAUCGUGAAAGAGGCUAUCGCCGGGUCUCCAUCCGAGGCUCCAAAUGGUUCCGGCGCCGAGGUUGUGGAUACCGAGAGCGCCGAGAAGCCUGCAAGCCCCCAGGCGUACGACAAGAAGAAAUCCUUCUUCGACAACAUUUCUAGCGAAGCCAAAGACCGCGCUGAGGGUAGUGGCCAAAAGGCUGGAGGCCGUGAGUGGCGCGGUGAGGAGCAGCGCAAGAACAUCGAAACCUUUGGCCAAGGAAGCGUGGACGGCGGCUUCCGCAACAACUAUAGGGGUAGGGGCCGUGGCCGUGGUGGUCGCGGCCGGGGAUAUCAGGGUGGAUACCAGGGCCGAGGUGGUGGUCGAGGAGGAAAUUUCCGCCCUCGUGAUGGUGUCACAUCGACGCCAAGCGCGCCCCAGUAA